UCCACUUUUCCAUAUAAAAAUCAGCGAAGUGGCUUCAGUGUCAGCUAGUCGCUUCAAGGCAUACGCCGCAUACUUACCGCCAAUAUGUGGAAAAUGUCGAAAUAUUUUCUCAUUGCCGUAAUUUUAGCCAUAUUCUACGUCGCUGGCAUUCAAGCGCAAACACCAAAUUGCACACCUAGAAUUGUCUCGCUACGCCGAGGCCAACGCGUUUGCCAAAGGAAUUGUCCACCGAGAGUGCCUCCAUAUCUUUGCGUAACAGCUACUAAAGACAUUCGUAUACCCGUCUGUCCAUCUGGUUGCUGUCGAGCUGGUAAUAUAUGCGUCCCUAUUAAAAGGCCAGGAUAAUUUUUAUGAUAAUGAAAAAUGAUUUUGAAUAUUCCAAAUA
Anastrepha ludens (Mexican fruit fly) is the source of this 385-nucleotide messenger RNA. RefSeq lists its product as uncharacterized. The transcript has 2 exons. The record is from RefSeq and is a predicted model, not a curated record. The coding region runs from base 85 to 345 and encodes 86 amino acids. Lineage: Eukaryota; Metazoa; Arthropoda; Insecta; Diptera; Tephritidae.